Molecule: messenger RNA, 7881 nt
Organism: Candidozyma pseudohaemuli
Lineage: Eukaryota; Fungi; Ascomycota; Pichiomycetes; Serinales; Metschnikowiaceae
Exons: 1
Coding region: 1-7881 (2626 amino acids)
Source: RefSeq, a predicted model, not a curated record
AUGUUUACCUUAAUAGCCGUUGCCAUCGUGGUGGCGCUAGCGGCCGUGCUCUUCUUGGUCAACUUGAUCCCCCACGUCACCGUCCGCUCCUUGGGCUGGUUCUCCCUCCGCAAAGUCUCCAUCAACCUCCGUCACACCACCAUCCAUAUAGAUAAGCUUACGCUAUGGCUCAACAUCUGGCUGCUGCAGCUCGAGCCGUAUCGGAUGGUCCACGUUGCGUUGAUAGACGUGACGGUCGAGCAGAAAAAGAGCUCUGCCGGUCUGGACGAAUCACAAUCGCUGCAGACGGUCAUUCCGGAACACCUAGAGUUCAGGGUGCCCGGCUGGGCUUACAACUGGUUGCUCAAACGGACCUGGAUGAACCAGGUGGACAUUCACGUAAUUCGCUGUUCUGUUCACCAUGAAGGGUUCAGUCCGGACGUUUCGGCCCACUUCGACUACACUCGUCUCCACAGCACCUACAACAUCACCCCCAGCACCUACACACUCAGCCUCCUGGUGAUAGACGGGUACUUGUUGAAUCUGCGAUCGAAGCUCCUGCCGAACGAGAAUCUGAUAAAGAUCUUCCAAAAUGUGGUUGUGUCGCUCGGCUCCUCGCUUAUCUUCUCGUGCUGUCGAGACCUGAGAAACCAUAUGGUGAUGGACCUCAGCGAUAUCACCAUGCUGACUUCGAUCCUGAGUCCUCACAUCACGCCGAUCUCGGGCCUUACGCCUGCAAAACCGAAAAAGGCUCCAAAACCAACGUACGACACCUCCGACUCCAUCCCCAUGUUGGACCAGUUCGUCAAGGCCUUCGCUAUAGUGUCCUCGGUGGAACUCCGUAUCGAGAACCUCAAGGCUGAGUACAACCACAUUGUUGUUGAUGUCUCGAGCACUUUGAUUUCCCUCCGGAGAGAGAAGUCCUACAAGCUCAAUACCUUGUUGGAGGCAUCGGCAUACGUCAACUCGCUUCGGGUCUUCAGCUUGGACACAAAGUGUGUGGAUGUUCCUUCCCUUACCUAUUUAUUUGAGUCUGACAUGUCCGACUUGUUCAGGGCCUACGAGGCCGGAAACACAGAUCAAUUCUUUGUUGACGUCAAGACCAGUUUGGACCUCACGCAUCCUUCCUUCGAUAUCUAUUUCGACCAAAUCGAAACGUUUAUGGAGAAGCUCAAGCUGUCGAGCUCAAAGUCUAAGCGAACGGCGGAACAUGAGCAGAAGCAAUUUUUGGCUGUGCCCUUGAGUAAGUACCUCCGAAAGAUGAGAGCUACAUCUGUGAAGGUGGGUAUUUCAGAAACCAGAGCCACCCUCCAUCUUCCCGCAAUGGACCUGAAGGAAUUCAAUCGUUCUUCUGUUCACAAUGUCACCGCCACGGCUAGCAUCUCCACCUUCCUCACAAAGUAUUCCUCCAAGGAGCUUGGCAAGAUCCUCCUGCUCCAUACUCGUCCAGAGGACCCUCCAUCUUCUCUCAAAGCGUUUGCCAAAAUUAAGAACUUGGUCAUUGAUGUCGAGGAGAAUCAAGUUGUGGCCACAAAAUUGAACUUCAUGACGGCUUACUGCCUCAACACCCACAGAGUCAAGCUUAAAGUCUUCAGUAAGCGCUUUGUCAUCAAAUCCGUGAACGAUAUGAUCUUCUACGUGGUCAGAAGGCUUCGAGACAGUCACAUUAAGCAUUACAACCAAAUGUUGCAACAGAAGCGUUUGGAGACCACUACGGAUCCGGACUCCACAUUCAACGAGCCCGAAUCGAAAACAGAAAUUACAUUCAUCGACUUCCUUGAUAUUCUACCCGACUGUAUCGUCCAAGCUACGUUUAGGGCCUCGGAGAUCCAUGGAACUAUCAUUUGCAAAGACGGUUUACCAUCCCACAUUAUCGGUGAUGAAGGAGAAGAAACUGACUUGGCUGACUACCGAAAAGGUGUUUCAAUCAUCAUCAAAGACUACUUGGUGGACUUUGAUCGAAACGAGGAGCACUUCUUCUCGAAAGCAAAGACGACAGAAAUUUUUGUUUUAAGUGAAUACGCUGCUAAAGUCGAUGCUUCUAUGUCGCCUGAGUAUGACGAAAUCAUGAAGCACGACAUCGAUUUCAGUGACCUUCUGAGUGUGGAAUCUUUUGGGGCUACUGGCCUCGAAGAAACCACCUCCAUGCAGCGUAGUGCUCUUUUCAUCAAAAACUUCAAUGUCACCACAGAGAAAAAGAAGACCGACAAGUUGAUCUUGACGGUUCCUGAAGCUGAUGGUAUGGUCGAUAUGUUCCUCAUAUGGUGUGCGUUUUACGCCAGAAGUUUGCUCAAGCUCUUCCAGCCAACAGUCGAGGUGGAGUACACAAAGUCGGAACUUAAACGCAUGAAGGGUACACAGAAGCGAGUCAAGCUUGAUAUUCAUGUCAAAUCCACCGCUAUCAAGGUUGUGCUUCCGAAUGAUGUUGACACUUUAUUUGAGAUAGAGGGUCUUAGUGUCACAGACGCCUCAAGCUCUCCAAUCUUCGAUCUAUUAAAUUGCAGACUCUAUGUCAUUCACCCAGCCACCCAAGCUUGGUGCAGAUUGGUUUGUAUCCAUCAGACCCAUUCGUCUUUGGGUGAGCUUCUUCAGGAGACAUGUUUCUUGAAAUCCAACAGCAUCAAGAUCUAUGUUCCUUUCCGCUACCUCAUUUACACGGUCAUUGACAAUAUCAUCACGAUGGUGAAAGCUACUAAGCAAGUCAAGCAUAAUUUCGAUAAUCUCAGGUCGGGCUGUACAGAGUUUGAGAGACUCAUGCCCGAAGCGAAACCCCCGAUUUUAUUCCCAAAGAUCCGCUGGUGCUCUGAUAAAUUCAAUCUUUCAUUGGAGGACGAUAUAUUUGAGGCGGAACUCGGGCUUAUCUACCAGUUGGGCCGUGUGGAAAACAUUCUCAGAGAGAAGAAGUGGUUGCUGUUUGAAGAGGAAGCCAAAAAAAUUAGAGCGAAGGUCCAGUCCUCUCCUAUUGAUCUUACAAGGGCGUCUACGGUGGAAAAGAGGCGUUUCCUCGGUGAAAGAAAGGGCAAAAAAACCCAUACUCAUCACUUCCAGCGCAACUUUGCAAAUACUUUCCGCCAUGGCUUCAGACAAAACCUGGACAAGAGUUUGCCAACUAGCUCUACGUCCGAGCUACCAAAAGGUGACGAGUCCACGGAUCGUGAAACUUCAAUAUUCACUAUGGAAGAUGCCGAGGCUGAAAUAGCUCGUGCAAGGGAAAGAUUGGAGGAGGAGAUUUCCAUGUCCUGGAUUACCAAUUUCAACAGACUCAAACGGAGCAAAUUUGCACAGGCUCGUCGGACUAAGACAAAGGUAUCUGGUUACGAUAAGAUCAACCCGUUGAUGGGUCAAAAAUACAAUAUCCAGAAACUGGCUCCUGGUGCUCCUAUCAUGUGUGUUGCGUUCAACCAAUUUGAUCUUACCUUAGACAAAGCCAAGAUCGACGAUGUGGAUGAAUUUUUGAGGGUUUAUGGAAAAGGACAACCGAAGCUCGAUUACUCGAUUCUCAUUCCGUUGGAAAUUCGUCUUCGUGCUUCGUCAUUCUACAUUUCGCUUAAAGAUUAUCCAUUACCUUUACUUACCUUCCCUGGUUGUGGCAAGCGUGGGACGAAUAUCAUGGACCUUCACGGUAAGCUUGUCAUCAAUGAGAAGCUUGUUCACAGAAAAGAGGAAAUGAGACAUAUCUACGUUCCAUUUGCUGCUGCCACCAAGAGAGAAAAGUCGGUUGACAAUUUCUACUCGGUUUAUGUUCCUCGUACACUCACGCCUGUCAAGGCAAUGUUCGACCUUUCGUGUUUAGUGGACACGGAUAAACCAUGUAUUCUCAAUUGGUCCAAAUCGUACCUGGCGGCGAUUCUGAGUGCAGCAGGUGCAUUGGACAAUUUCUCCAAGCCUCAAAUCGACGAUUCGCCAAUUGGCUGGUGGGACAAGUUGAGUCUCAUUUUGCAUGGAAAACUCAGAUUCGACAUUCCUAACGAAUUGUGUCUCCACAUCAAGAGUUCUUCAGAUCCUUACGAUAUUGUUGGUAAAAGUGCCGGUUACAUGUGGAGCUGGAAGCACGAUGUGGAGCUCAAAUUCAAUGAUACCGGCGACCAGAAAGAGCUCAUUAUGUUGAAUUCCUACGAUUUUGUUUAUGGAGUUCCUGACUGUUCAUAUGGAAGCGAUAUGCCGUGGAGCUCUUCACACCCAUUUGAUGAGACUGUUCUUGAAGAUAUUGAUGUGAGGCGUACUUUCCAAAAACACGUUAUGAAGUUUUCAUCGGAUGAAAAAGUGCAGUGGCGUCUAGGUCUUCUUUUCGAAAGAAAUGAAGACGUUAAAUGUCGUGAUGUCAGUGCGGACCACAAGCGUACCGACCAAUUCAUUCCUCACUAUGAUGUUGUGGUAACAAGUCCAGAGUUCGACUGGCAUCCUGACUCCUAUGAAGGCUUCCGGUCCGAUUAUCUCCACUUGGCUAUAGGUGUCACUUCGGUUUCCAAGAAGGGCAACAGUCACAAUACAGCUUACUUGACACCACUUGCGUUUGCCUACUUCUUCUACUGGUGGAAUUCGAUCUCGCAUACUGUCAGUAUGCCCGUUCGUCAAGGCAAGUUGUUCCCCAAAUUGGCUGAUAAGGCGUCCAUGAAAACAGGCACCCACUUGGUGACAUUCAAGUACCAGCUCAUCCUAGAGCCUCUCGCUGUCAGUCACAUGUACACUUCGUAUGAGAAUCUGGAGGAUGGUCCUCGUGUCAUUGUCACCGGUCUCAAGGGUAAGAGUGAAAAAUGUCACAUUGAUCUUCAUCAAAGAAAGGAGGUCAUUCGGUACAUUAAUGAGAAAUUGGGUAUCGACAAGAAGGUGCAUCACAUGAAGCUUCACCUAGGAGAGGUUCGUGUUUGUGAAGCUGACAUUCGUGCCAUUAAAGCAACAUUUAAGGACCCAUCGAUUCGUGGUCACAUUAUCGCUUACCUUACAAACCAAGUGGACAAACCAUUGAGUGUUGAAAAGUAUCAAGAAGAACUCGAUGACAGAGUAAGGCAUCUCAAGAGCACCAGCUGGUCUCAUGGCAUCCAAUGCAACCCAGAGGACCUAGCCUGGUUAGAUCAAGACGACUUUGUGGAACUUGAGCUGAGAGAAGAGCUUUCUCCGGAUCCAAUAAUUGAGGUACUUCCAUUUUUCCACACUCCUAGGUACACCUACUUCAGAGAGUUCACUUUGGAGAGAGAAGAUCACAAGUACCCCUUUGGACGUGAGCCAUCUCAUGUGUGCUACAUUGGUGGUGAGAGUCCAGAUACCGUUCAGGCCGACUUGUUGAAAAAGAGAGCCAACAUUCUUCGUACUGAGAUUGAAACCGAUGAGCAAGAACUUCAAGGCCAGAAUGACCCUACCGAAAGGGUACGUCUUGAGAAGCUGAUCAAGGAAGGAAAGGAGAGAAUUGAUGUCGUCAAAGACAUGUACGCUGACUGUGCUGAAAACAUCGAAGCGUUUGAUGACAAGGAGAAUGGUUAUUCCGUACAUGAAUACCUUGGUGAGGAAGAUAUUGCGAGACGUAAGUCGGCCGCUCACUCAUUAUACUCCAGCUUCAAAUCCAUUGAUCAGGCUCAUGAGAUAACAUCCGAGAACUCUGGUGUGAGUGAGUUCCACAAUAGAUUCCUUUUCCAUAACCUCAAGCUCAAAUGGAACAAUCGUGUCAGAAAUCUUGUCACAACAUACAUGAUGUUGAUCGGAACCAGGCGUACAGAAACGCUCAUGAUAUCGAAGAAGGCGGUGGAUCUCAUAGAGUGCUUUGCUGAGCAGCGUAACCGUGCUGCAAAUGAGAAACCUCCGGGAGAAAAUGAAGAAGGAUUCAAGCUGACCUUCCAGAACUCGGGAGAUGUUAUUGAGGAAUUUGAGGAAUACCUUAAUAGCUUGGCUAACGACAAGCACGAAAUGGAGUACAAGUAUCUUGUCAAAUUCAUCAGACCCCAGAUUCAGCUAGAGUGUGAGUUGGACCCCGAUUCGGUUAUGUGUGUGACCUCUCAAGACAUUGAGUUGCGUAUUCUCUCGGAGAACAUUGCUGGAACAGACGAUAUCAUCAGUGACAGUAAUAGUGAAGAGGUCAAUGCUGUUGAAUCUCGUCAUGGUACUCUCUUCAAAGACAUGCAUGCGUUUGUUUUCCACAGAGAUAACUUUCCUCAUACAUACGAGAGUCCCUAUGGUGACGAUCAUCAGAAACGAGCCUGGCCUCCCUGGGUCGACUACGAGGCUUGCGUGGACACUACAUGGUUUCAGAAAGAUCUUGUUUUGGAGAAGACUUCGAUGGCGUUGAUGCUCAAAAAACCUAACUUCUUGUCCAUGGAGUCUGCGGCAAAUCUACAUGCCGACGAGCUCAGUGUCCAUUUGGCCAAGGUAGUGGUGAAUGCCACAUCCCAGCAGUACUCGUCCAUGUACUACAUUUUGCUCAAUCUUCUUUUGGAUAGCAAGUCAGCCAAGGAGCAACUCCACCUGAGACUUGAUCAGAUCAUUGAGUUUUCAGGACUUGAAGACACUACCGGUUUGGCAGACAAGGUGAAGCUUUUGCAACGUAAUAUUGCGUUGUGUCAACAUACGCUUCUUUCUUUGAAAGAUCGUAACCUCACUGCAGAGGACAAGAGGGGCGUCUCCCAUGUUGAGCUAGAAUUGGACAGAACCUACGUUCAGCUUGCCAUCAUCACCCAUACAUUGCAGCAAGUUUCUUCGCAGAGGAAGGGAAAUCGUGGAGUUGGCAAGUACUGGAACAUCUAUGCCGAUCAGGUUAUUUGGCAUCUUUUGGAAGACACAGACAAGCCAUUGGUGGACUUGGCCAUGGCUCCAUCCAAAUUUCAGCGUGUUGAUAUGCUUGACGGUUCAAACACCAAUCUUGUGGAAAUCUCCAUGAUGCAAGGUUUCAAUCUCCGUCGAAACGCAGUGUAUCCCGACUUCAUGCUGCCUUUGAUUGACGAACCCAGCUAUGAUAAGAACAAGCCCGUUGUGGCUAUGACGUGGAAGAUGCUCAGUCGUGUUGGUGGUAUCAGGGUCAUGAGAAGCGCCAAAUUACAGUGUCAGCUGGCCAGUCUCCAGCUUGAUCUUGAAACAGCUCAGACGCUUCUUGCUUACCUCUUCCCCCACGAUGACAAACAAGAGGACAACAAACACGAACGUUCAAAUGGAAGUGCAAGCUUCAGCAGAGAUCGUGAUUCGUCAGACGAGCUGGAUGGGUCUGUGAGCACCGAAAGCAGUGGAUCGAAGACCAAGGUGAGCUCGAUCAAUCCAUUCAGGAAGAUCAUUGCCAAAAGAAAUCCUGGAAGUCCAUUGGCCUCGUCGCCUCCUCAGUCGCCAUCUAGAAGCUCUCACGACUCCGGUAGCUGGGACAAUUCUUCACGAAUUUCUUCUACCGACAUUCCAUCGAUCAACUCCGAAACAAGAAGAGCUUUGGGCUUGAAGUCGAAGAAAGAGAAGGAUGGUGAGGCCACGGAUGACCUUUCCAUCAUCAUGAAGAGAUCCUCCAAGUUCUUUGUCAUUGACGAAAUCGAGCUUACAUCCAUGAAGCUUAGAGUCAGUUUCAAGGCGCCCAAGCAUCUCAAUAUCAUUGAUGUCCACCGUCUUAUGCUCACCAUUCCGCUUUUGCAUUUCAAGAAGAAGACAUGGUCGGGCGAGGAUUUCGUGCUUCACAUUAAGAGGGAGGUGAUCCGGAUCAUCUUGGCUCAUACCGGCAAGAUUAUCGGAAACAAGUUCAAGGUCAGAGACAGAAAGGCUACCAAACAGCCGCUCAAGCAGAUUCGUGAUUUCAAGCACUACGUGUCUCUUGAGGACUUAGAAGAGGAAGGCUUGGAGCAGACGGACUCCCAGGAGUCAACUGGAGAGAUUCAAAAUGUCAAUCGGUUGCACAAGGUGAUUAAGAGCCAAGAUCAACACCAUGGCCCCACGCAUACCUAG